Messenger RNA from Colossoma macropomum (tambaqui), 912 nucleotides. It is a transcript of the gene ndufb9, whose product is annotated as NADH:ubiquinone oxidoreductase subunit B9. The coding region runs from base 70 to 594 and encodes 174 amino acids. The transcript has 4 exons. Gene Ontology annotation, biological process: mitochondrial electron transport, NADH to ubiquinone. The record is from RefSeq and is a predicted model, not a curated record. NCBI's taxonomy places the organism in Eukaryota, Metazoa, Chordata, Actinopteri, Characiformes, Serrasalmidae.
GGCGGCCCGCUUCAUCACCCGCUGCUGUCUGCCUGCCUGUGUAACUCAGCCAGGCCCAACGCGGGGAUCAUGGCUGCCUUCCUGACUCACCAGCAGAAAGUCCUCCGGCUCUAUAAGAAGUCUCUGAGGCACCUGGAGUCCUGGUGCAUUUUCAGGGAUAAGUAUCGUUUCUACGCCUGCCUGCUGAGGGCGCGGUUUGACGAGCAUAAGAAUGAGAAGGACAUGGUGAAAGCCACCAAGCUGCUCAAAGCUGCAGAGGAGGAGUUCUGGGCUAACCAGCAUCCCCAGCCCUACCUGUUCCCCGAUUCACCUGGUGGAACCUCCUAUGAGAGAUAUGAGUGCUACAAGGUUCCUGAGUGGUGCCUGGAUCACUGGCACCCCUCUGAGAAGGCCAUGUUCCCUGAUUACUUCUCCAAGAGGGAGCAGUGGAAGAAGCUGAGAGCCCAGAGCUGGGACAGGGAGGUCCAGCAGCUGCAGGAGGAGACUCCAGCCGAUGGGCCCAAAACAGAGGCUCUUCCCCCAGCCAGGAAGGAGGGCGACCUUCCCCCACUGUGGUGGCAGUAUGUCACCCGCCCCAGAGAGCGCCCCAUGUGAGCGACCUUGCGGCACACCAGCGCAUUAGAUGCAUGCAUUGCAAACCACACAGACACACACUGCGUUCUUGUCCACCGUCUACUCCUCAGUCCGCUCACCUGGGCUCGUUAAAACCUCUAUACUCGUGUCUUCUGAGUGCGAGAGUGGGUGAAAUGCACAAAAUCAGUUAUGAAGAAAUCAGCUUAGUAUGUUAAUCUUACUGAGAGUGAUGCAGAUUGAAGUAGUCCGUGUGUAAUUGAGGUACGCUGGAGUGUCGGUGUGUGGCUGAACUAUAACUGUACAGAGAUAAAUGACUAAUAAAUGUUUGAUGUAAAUCAC